Gloeophyllum trabeum ATCC 11539 is the source of this 2974-nucleotide messenger RNA. RefSeq lists its product as uncharacterized. Gene Ontology annotation, molecular function: mRNA binding. Gene Ontology annotation, cellular component: cytoplasmic stress granule. Gene Ontology annotation, biological process: mRNA splicing, via spliceosome. The record is from RefSeq and is a predicted model, not a curated record. The transcript has 6 exons. NCBI's taxonomy places the organism in Eukaryota, Fungi, Basidiomycota, Agaricomycetes, Gloeophyllales, Gloeophyllaceae. The coding region runs from base 373 to 2412 and encodes 679 amino acids.
GACCAGGACGCCUUCUCUGCUGUCGCCGUCGCGCUCACUUGGUUGAUUGCUGUUCGCUGAAGGCCGGGCAUUGUGCCCGUAAUAUUUUAUAUUUAUACACCCGACACGCACUACUUCAGGUUCCAGCUUCAGCUUUAACCCUUGGGCUCCGGCUCUCCUCUCUUUUUUGUGCGUGUCUUUCUUCCAAACCCCCACACUCGUUUGUCUACGAUUCUGCCCGCCCACGCAAACUCGCACCCGUCGCUCCCUACCUUAAUUAUUUGCACGCUCUAACUUGCGUUUUGCAUUUUUUCUCCCCGUUUUCUGCCGUUGCCCCCUUCUGCCAUCCAUUUCAUACCCGCUGCCCCCGUUCCCCCUCUCGCGCCCGCUCCGAUGGACUCGCAGGCAGCUUUUGAGGCGCACUACCCGUCUUACGGUUUCGAGCUCGACAUGAUGAAGAGGUCUAUGGACUCUGUCGGUGGUCCUGAUGCCAAAAAGGCCCGCUGGUCCCCCAACUCCUUCGGCGCCUCCAACGGCACAAAUGGUUUAUCCAACAAUGCUUCCCCUCGUGAUGCCUUUGCCAACUAUGGUUAUGGCCCGAACGCGAGCAUAUCCCAGGCAGCCUACAACAAUUCUCCUCCUACUCCGGGCUUCUCCAACCCGCUCUACUCCACCCCGUCUCUUUCCGUCAACACCGCGACCGGUGGCGCUGGCAUGGGCUCGCAGAUGAGCCCCAAUACCCCCACCGCCUUUGCUGCUCAGCAACAGCAGCAGCAGAACUCGGCUAACGGGAACGCGUACGGUGGAUUUGCCGGGUACAAUAUGCUCAGCAUGGGUAUCCCUGGGAUGGGCGUUCUAGGCGGAUUCCCGUACAAUAAUCAGAUGGGCAAUUUUGGCCAGAACUUCAAUCAACAACGCCUGCCCCAGCUCAACCUCAGUAUACCCAACCUUGCCCAGCAAGGCCCGUACUCACCCGCGGCACUCAGUGCCGCUCUGAACGUUGCCUCCAACAACGCCACCGCGCGCACGGUGUAUGUCGGCAACCUCCCCCCGACUGCCUCCGUCGACGAGCUCCUCAAUCUUGUUCAUUUCGGCCCGCUCGAAUCCAUCCGUGUCCUCCCCGAGAAGUCGUGCGUUUUUCUGUCUUUCCUCGAUGGCGCCACCGCCGCCGCGUUCCAUGCGGAUGCGACGAUCAAGAAACUGUCUUUACACGGCCAGGAACUUAAGAUCGGCUGGGGAAAGCCGUCUCCUGUCCCUGCUGCGGUUACGCUGGCUAUCCAGCAGAGCAAUGCGAGCAGGAACGUUUACCUCGGAGGUCUGGACGAGAACAUGACCGAAGAAGCUUUGAGAGAUGAUCUCAGCCGAUUCGGCCUCAUUGACCAGGUCAAGAUCGUCAGGGACAAGAACAUCGGCUUUGUCCACUUCUUGAGCAUCGCCACUGCAAACAAGGUGGUCAACACGUUGCCGACCGAGCCCGCGUGGGCAGGGAAGCGCGUCAACUACGGUAAAGAUCGAUGCGCGUAUAUUCCCAAGUCGCAGCAGGCAGCCGCGCAGGCCGCUCAGGCGGCAGCGGCUCAAUCGCUGGUGUCACAGGCUGCGCCCUUCUCGUCUCCCUUCACUCCGUAUGCCGCCAACUUCUCACCCGAAGCUAUGGGUAUGGGAGGCAUGGGUGGCCAGGGCCUGAACAGGACCGUCUACCUUGGCAACAUCCAUCCUGAGACCACCACCGAAGACCUCUGCAACGCGAUCCGGGGCGGGGUUUUGCAGAGCAUCCGAUACAUGCCUGAUAAGCACAUUGCCUUCGUGACGUUCAUUGACCCCGCUGCGGCGCUCACGUUCUUCCAAGUCGCGUCUUACCAAGGCCUUACUCUCAACAACCGAAGGCUCAAGAUCGGAUGGGGGAAGAACCCCGGUUCUCUGCCGCCCUCGCUGGCCCUAGCCGUUCACGGCGGCGCCACGCGCAAUGUCUACAUUGGCAAUAUCGAGGACUUUGAGACGUUCAAUGAGGAGAAACUCAAGAGAGACUUUGGUGAAUACGGAGAUAUCGAGCUUGUAAACUUCUUGAAGGAGAAGAACUGCGCGUUCGUCAACUUCACGAACAUCCAGAAUGCGAUCAAGGCGAUCGAGAGCAUCAAGAACAAGCCGGAUUAUGCAAAUCUGCGCAUUGCCCACGGGAAAGACCGGUGCGCGAACGCGCCUCGCCAGGGACCUCAAGGCGGAGGCAUGAGGAGGUCUGCGAGCGGCAGUGGCGGCCAGAACGCUGGUGGUCAUGCUGAAGGAGGCGACGGAGAAGGAGAAGGCCACUCCGGUGAACAUACCGAGCAACAUUUCGGCGAACACGUAACUGGCGCUGUCGCGCCUGCAAGCGAUGAGGCACCUGGCUCGUCUGACUCGUACGUCGACGUCGGUGCUGAAAAUGUCGGGAGCGCCUAGGUGGACGCUCGCUGUGGAUAACCCCUGCCAUCCCGCCGAUGGUUUUUGGAUACCCCUUUGUGCAUAGCCUGCGGACGCCAUAGAGCCCCCGGAUCAGUCGAAACCUCAAAAGCAACGACCAAGAUGAUGUCAAUGUCUUUUCAACAAAUGGAUGGAAGUUUGGCGGGUUUCGGAUCCGUGUCGGACUUGGGCUGUUGGUUGUCUCAAUCUUUAUCGACUUGCCCUUCGCUAGUGCCUAUCCGGUCUGCUUUCUUUCUUUCGCGUGUUCAUUCCUUAUGUUUAUCCGUAUCCCCUGGGCUGUGGUGCCUGAUUCGCGUGUUCUGCUUACGGUCUUUCUCUCGCAUUCUUUCCCCGUCUCUACUGUAUGCUCUCCUAUCGAUAUCCCUGCUACGCUCUCACCUCACCGUUACCCCCUCACUUACCCUACGAACGGACUGUAUCGAUGCUGCGGCGAUGUAAUAUUUGCGCUUCCAUUUUCCAUACUUUGCGCUACAUUAUCUAGUCUCGCCGCUCGUGCCGUUCAAUGUAUCUGAUGCUGUGGAGGAUUUACUCGUUCCCGGAC